CCCCUCUCCUCGGUAAAUGCGCUUGCUGUGGCUACUCGGGUCUGUUAUCUUUUUACGCUAUGGAUGUUGUUGGCUGUGAGCUGCAGUGACGUUUAUCUGUUAAGAAACAUUAACAUGUCAGGAUCAUCACAUUAAUAUGGUCAUGCUGCCGGUAUGACUGCAGCACAUCGGCACAAUGGAGACACCAGGGAGGACUAUCAGCUACCACACAACAUACAUGAAUGAAGACCAGGACCAUUCUGUUCUGCCCUCCACAAUGUCCAUUGAUAAGCUCUUCCCGGCACUCCUGGAGUGCUUUGGAAUAAUCCUGUGUGGCUACAUCGCCGGGAGAGCCAACAUCAUCACAUCCACUCAAGCUAAAGGAUUGGGGAAUUUUGUGUCCAUGUUUGCCCUCCCAGCAUUGCUGUUCAAAAAUAUGGUACUGCUGGACUUUGGGAAUGUCAUCUGGCCAUUCCUCUGGAGCAUCCUCAUAGCCAAAGUGUGUGUGUUUUUCAUUGUUUGUGUCCUCACAUUGAUAGUUGCCAGUCCCGACAGUCGCUACAGUAAAGCUGGUCUCUUCUCAAUAUUUGCCACUCAGAGCAAUGACUUUGCUUUGGGAUAUCCUAUUGUUGAAGCCCUGUACAAGAGCACCAAUCCAGACUACCUUCAGUAUAUCUACUUGGUAGCACCGGUGUCCCUCAUGAUUUUAAAUCCCAUUGGUUUUGCUUUCUGUGAAAUCCAGAAGUGGAAGAAUCAGGGACACCACCAGCAGAGCAAACUUAGGAUUAUGGGAGUUGUAGUUUUUACAAGUGUUAAAAACCCCAUCGUGUUCAUGGUCAUAAUCGGCAUCAUCGCCCAUUUUGUCCUGCACCAGAUCCCUGCUUUUAUGGCUGAAUUUGUGGAUGGGCUUGCCAACUCUUUCGGGGGAGCAGCACUGUUCUACUUGGGUCUUUCCAUGGUGGGCCAGUUGAGGAAAUUAACCAGAUCCACUGUUGUGACGCUGAUACUACUGAUUACAGCAAAACUGUUGCUGAUGCCCCUCAUUUGUAAGGACAUGGUGGAUCUAUUGGACAAGAAUGUCAGUGCUCUCAACCACACAAGCCUCUCCAAUUAUGCCUUUCUUUAUGGAGGGUUUCCCACUGCGCCAAGCGUGGCCAUCUAUGCUAUAUACUACGGUGCUGAGCUAGAAGUUGUUACCUCUGGGAUGAUGAUCAGCACUUUUCUCUCCGCUCCGAUUAUGUACGUUUCUGCCUGGUUGCUUUCAGUCCGGGGGAUGGAUCAGCAGCUUUUGAUGGAUUCGUUGCAGAACGUUUGCUUUAACAUAAGCGUAGUGAGCUUGGUGGCUUUGGUGAAAACACUCACUGUCAUGUUUUUAAGCAAGAAGUUUAAGCGAAUACCUCACAUUUUAACAGUCAAACCUUUUCUUUGCACAGUUUCUUACAUGUAUCGUGAUGUUCCUGUGAACUUUGUGGCGAAGGACAACAGCUUAAUUGCGGUCUUGACUUUCACAUUGUUAUGCGCCUCACUCUACAGCACUUACAUAUGGCCAGGUUUAAUAGCACUCUGUCUCAUGCUCAUAAAAAAGUAUGAAGAUCUGGAAGUUUCACCAGGUCCUUUAGUCAUUGCCGGCUGGGGGGUUCCAGUCUCAAUAACUGCCGUAUUGUUACUUUCUGUGGAAAAUAUGCCCAACACGAUUGACUCUUCAUUCUUUUAUGGAAGACCACAGGUAAUCUGCAGCACAUUUGUAGUUGCUGUCAGCCUGCUGGUGGGAGGAGGUUCCCUGAUGUGUCUCAGUAGAGGCAGCUGGAACCAAAAUAACCAGAACAUAGAGGAAAGUACACCGUUUAGUACCGAAGAUGAUCUUGGGACUGAAAAUGACCCAGAAAACCAGAAUCUGAUGGAGCCAGCUGACCGAUCAGUAGGAAACAGUGAAGUGUGUCUCCUGUGUGACUGUGCAUCACCCCAACCCGUGUCUGCAAUCAGUAACAGGUCAGAUUUAAACGGCAUGCCAACCGCCCUCACAGGUCAGUGCGAGAGCAGGUGCGAGUCUUCAGAUUGUUUACUUACCCAAGCGGAGGAGCAGCAGCAGGCUGCAGACAGACAAGUUGCUCGUCAUGUGCUCUUGUGUCUUCUUCUGACUGUCAGUUUGCUUGCUAAUUUGUCCAGCUUUCUGUGGUUGUUGUUGAACCAAACUCCUGGCAGACUUUAUUUGGAGCUGCAGUUCUUCUGUGCGGUCUCCAACUAUGGACAGGGACUUCUCUCAUUUGCACUAUUUGGCCUGGACAAGCAUUUGAUUAUCACCCCAUUUAAGAAGAGGUUAAAAAGCCUGUGGAGUAAGAAGAAAAAAGAAGAGCAGCCACAGACUGAUUUACCAGAAGAUAUCAGGAUGACCUGCAAUCAGUUCAUGACGUACCAUAAGGACCAGUGUUUUCACGACAUUGUCCAGAAGACAAGGUGUGGGAAGAGGACUGUGGUGGACUGCUUUCUCGGCUGUGACCUAGUGGAGUGGCUCCAACUGGUGGGCUUGGCUCAGGACCGUGGCGAGGCGAUACUCUAUGGGACACGAUUAGAACAAGGUGGCGUUCUCCAACACAUCAAGCAGGAAUAUGGCUUUCAAGAUAGUCAACUUUAUUACCGCUUCACAACAUAAAGCCCAAAUGUUUGGCCAUCGCUUAAAAUUUAAUUUAUCCUGAAGUGGAUAACUUUUAUUUGAGUGCUCAACAUCUUCACAUGUGGCUGCAGAAUGAACAUCAGUGACCUCAGAAGACUAACGCAGCUGGCUGUUACUCCCUGUACACACCCAAAGACAAUGUACUAUUGUGCAACUCAACAUCACUAUUGCAGUAUGGGCAUUUUCAAAUGUGCCAAAAGGCCUUUAAUCCAUCAAGGUCACGCUACUUGGCUACUGCUAUGCAACAGUUAGUUUCUAGCUGCUCUUCUUUGUAAAACAAGAAGAUAUGGGUUCAGAGACUUUUUUUUUUUUUUUUUGGUUAUUUUAACAACCUGCAUCUUCUUUUUGUAAUAUUGGCUUUAUUUCCCAUCAGCUUCAUUUGCCUCACAUGCAGACUAAACUGCAACUGUACCUAAAAUACUAUUUCUGCUUAUUCAUUACAAAUGUGGCUGUAACUCACUAUGAGGGGCUGUGCCUGACAGACCACCCCCCUCAUUGGCAAUUGACCUAUAAUGCAUCAGUGGAGAACAACACUGGCCAACGCCUAGGAGGCUAAGGUCAUUUUGUGAGGUAGUAGUAGGCAGUCUCCAUGCUACUAGACACUCCUAAUGACAUUCACCUGUUCAGUGGCACCAAGAAGCUGUUCAUGCUGUGUUUAUAGAUGUUUCUUAUUGGGUUACUCGUGUCAGUGCUUCUACAAAGUAAAGUUUUAUCAAAGCUUCUUGGAAUAACAUCCAGAAGUACAAAAACAAGAGCUACACUAUAUAAUCAAAUUUUUCUUUCAAAAUAUGUUUUGAAGAAUAACAAAUGAGGGAUGUCAUUUUAUUAGCAAUUUCGAAAAUCAGGUGUCCUGAUGGGGAGGAACUGCGGUGAACGGUUUUGCAUCAGUGUCAGUUCAAGUUGGAACAGGUCAGGAAACUUGCAUACCAAAGUUGAGGAACAGUGACAUUAAGCAUUAGUUUGCUUUGAGCCAGUUUAAUGAUUGGACUAGUUUAACCAGUAAAAAUGAGAGGCCAUGCUGGUUUAGUGACCUACGGGUUAUUAUACUUGAGCACUGAC
Thalassophryne amazonica is the source of this 3709-nucleotide messenger RNA. It is a transcript of the gene gpr155a, whose product is annotated as G protein-coupled receptor 155a. Gene Ontology annotation, cellular component: membrane. The record is from RefSeq and is a predicted model, not a curated record. Gene Ontology annotation, biological process: intracellular signal transduction; transmembrane transport. NCBI's taxonomy places the organism in Eukaryota, Metazoa, Chordata, Actinopteri, Batrachoidiformes, Batrachoididae.